Molecule: messenger RNA, 3063 nt
Organism: Anopheles cruzii
Lineage: Eukaryota; Metazoa; Arthropoda; Insecta; Diptera; Culicidae
Exons: 1
Source: RefSeq, a predicted model, not a curated record
AUGUCUGAAACCAAGGCUUCGGGUUCCGCGAGUGCGGAGCAACAGGCGGCAUUCGGAUUGACACCGGUGAUCCGGCAACCGGAUGCCAGACAACGUCGAGUACGGUCGUCAACGGCAUCGACGACAUCUUCAGUGCGUGAUCGCAGAGCUAACCUAAAAAUACAGAUGCUGGAGGAGCAGAAAAACAGGCAGCUAGAACGGCUGAAGCAGGAAACAGAAAUAGAAGAGAAGUUUGUGCAGGAAAAAUAUCGUGUUCUGGAAGAACAACUUGGAGAAGAAGACGAUAUUGUUUCCAGUGUGAGCCAUGCAGCAGACCGCGUGGCCAGCUGGGUCACACAUCACAAUGUCGAGAGUCACCGAGAAGGUGAUGUUACAAAGGAGAUCCGACGGAUGAGAACCGAGCUAGAACAGCCAAGGCCGGAAAUCGCUGAAAUGCGAGAAAAUGCUCUACCCACAAGCGUCGGCGUAGAAGCAUCAUCAUGGACGCUCACCAAGGAGCAAAAAGCAGCUCGACAGUCAUUGCCGAAGGAUCUGCCGGAUUUUAGCGGUGAUCCCGCAGAAUGGCCAACGUUUAUUAGCAGUUUUAACUUCUCCACCAACGCGUGUGGUUUUCAAAACGGCGAAAAUAUGAUUCGCCUGCAAAGGUGCUUGAAAGGGGCAGCGAAAGAAGCAGUUCGAGGCCGUCUUCUACUCCCCUCAUCAGUUCCAAGUGUCAUUCAUGUUCUCCAGAGACGCUUUGGACGUCCCGAAUUGCUAUUGGACGUUCUGAUCGAUCGCGUUAGAAAAACCCCAUCCCCUCGAGCCGAUGACCUGGAGAGCCUAAUCGAAUUCGGAGAAGUGGCGCAGUCACUCUGCGAACACGUACGGUCGGCGGGUAUGGUCGAACAUCUAAAAAACCCAAUGCUGAUCACCGAACUCGUAGAAAAGUUACCUUGCGAGUAUCGUAUGCAGUGGGCACGGCGUAUUCGUGACGGUACCAGUAGCCUCGCGUCGUUUGCUCAUUUCAUGGAAGACGUAACGGAUGACGCAAUAUCAGUAACGCGCAUACCACGAAAAACGGCGGAGCGAACGACAGGCAGUGUUAGGCAGCAAACGCAUCAAACAAAGGAAGACGGUGCAAGGCACACGCCGAAGACCACCAACACAAAGGCUACCUACACCAGCAGCAAGUUCAGUGCUCCACAACAGUGUGCGAUGUGUGCCGAGCAUCAUCGAACGUUUCAAUGUGACGAACUGGCAGCUUUACCCGUGCAAAAACGACGGGAAUUAGUCACACAAAAAAAACUGUGUUGGAAUUGUUUAAGUGUUGGGCACCAAGUGAAAUUCUGCAAAUCGAAACACGUUUGCCGGGUGUGUUCCCAGAAGCAUCAUACAUUGGUACACGAAAACAAGUCCAUUCCUGAACCAACAGGAACGAAUGCCAGCCUAUCGGCUCGAGUGUAUGCCAGCACGGUGUUACUAGAAACGGUAACCGUCUGGGUACUGGAUCGGUACGGAAACCGCCAUCACGCUCGUGCGCUAUUAGAUUCGGCAUCAAUGUGCAACUUUAUGUCGAAAGGGUUGGCUGCAAAACUCCAGCUUCGCUGGUCAAAAACAAAUACACAGAUAGUAGGCAUCGCAGAAAGCAUGCAUCGGGUGAAAUAUGAGACCCACGCAACUAUUCAUUCGAAGGUGAAUUCGUUCUACAGCACAGAGAACUUUUUCAUAAUGGAGAAACCAACAUCUGAUUUACCAUCAAGUGUCAUCAGUACAAGCAGUCUAAAGCUACCCGACGUAGAAUUGGCUGAUCCAACGUUUUACAAACCGGCUCCGAUCGACAUGAUCAUUGGAGCAGAACAUUAUCAACAACUAUUCACCGGGAAACGGAUUCAUCUAGAAGCUGGGGAUCCGCUGCUAGUGGAAACGAUGUUUGGCUGGGUCGUGUGUGGACCUCUGCGAGAGGCACUUCCAACCAAAUCGUUAGCUUGUCAUGUGACAACAGUCGGUCUCGAAAAUGUGCUACAAAGGUUUUGGCAACUCGAUGCAGUCCCGGAACAAUCAUACCAACCCAACACAGAAUGUGAAGCGCAUUACAAUGCCACAGUUAUUAGAGAACCAUCGGGAAGGUAUGCAGUGCGACUGCCGAGAACAAAUGAUUCAACUAAACAAUUGGGUGAAUCAAAAGGUAUCGCGCUACGGCGAUUCAGGACUCUAGAGCGACGGCUCGAGUCAGACGCAAUUGUAAAGAGUUCUUACCACGAGUUCAUGAGAGAGUAUGAACGACUAGGACAUAUGCAGAAAUUGGACAAUCCUGAUAUUAACAUUUCUCAUUGUUUUCUACCACAUCAUGCAGUGUUCAAGGAGUCCAGCACUACGACUAAAACCAGAGUGGUCUUCGAUGCAUCGUGUAAAACAUCUUCGGGGUAUUCCUUGAACGACAUCCUUUUGGUGGGUCCAGUCAUACAAAAGGAUUUACUGUCUCUACUUCUGAAGUUUCGUACACAUGCAAUUGCGUUGGUCGGCGACAUUGAAAAAAUGUACCGACAGAUAAGGGUGCAGGAAGUAGAUCAACCACUUCAAAGGAUCGUGUGGCGGGAAAAUCAAGCUGAACCAAUAUCCACAUACCAGCUGCAAACCGUCACAUAUGGCACAUCUUCUGCGCCAUAUUUAGCAACAAAAACAUUACAGAAAUUGGCCCAGGACAUGAGGCACGUGUCACCAACGGCGGCCGAUGCAAUUUCUAUGGAUUUUUACGUCGACGAUUUGCUGUCCGGAGCGACAGACGUGUCAGCAGCCAUACAUUUGAGAGAAGAUAUAUCCAAAUUUCUAGCAUCGGCUGGUAUGCCAAUGAAAAGGUGGGCAUCAAACUCAAUUGAGGUAUUGAACUCCAUACCUCUGGAGGAUAGAGCCAUCGAUCCAUGGCACAAUUUCCAGGAUAGACAAACGGUCACAACACUUGGGUUGAUCUGGGAACCACAAUCAGAUCUGCUCAGCUUCAAGGUACAAUCAUCGGAAAAUGUGGACGCGUACACUAAACGGAUUGUACUAUCACAGAUUGCAAAAAUAUUUGAUCCGCUUGGCCUG